GGUGUCAGCUGAUCCUCCUCUGCUGGCGAGCGAGGAGGAAAAAUCCUCUGAAGGAAAGCAGUGCUUGCUAGGUAGGUGAAACCAUGGCUGCAGAAAUUCAUUCGAGGCCCCAGACCGCUAGACCAGUCCUCCUGAACAAGAUCGAGGGACACUCGGACGCGGUUAACGCGGCCGUUUUAAUCCCGAAGGAGGAUGGAGUGAUCACGGUCAGCGAGGACAGGACCAUCCGAGUGUGGCUGAAAAGGGACAGUGGUCAGUACUGGCCAAGCAUCUACCACACAGUCUCCUCGCCUUGCUCCUGCAUGUCAUACCACCAUGACAGCAGACGCAUCUUCAUUGGUCAGGACAAUGGAGCAGUUGUGGAAUUUCUCAUCUCUGAAGAUUUCAACAAAAUGAACCAAGUUAAAACAUACCCAGCCCACCAGAACCGUGUGUCGAGUAUGGUAUUCUCCCUGGAGAGCGAGUGGGUGGUGAGCACAGGCCAUGACAAGAGCGUCAGCUGGAUGUGCACCCAGAGCGGCAGCAUGUUGGGGAGACACUAUUUCACCUCCUGGGCCUCCUGCCUCCAAUACGAUUACGAGACGCAGCACGCCUUCAUCGGUGAUUACUCCGGACAGAUCACUUUGCUGAAAUUGGAGAAGCAGACGUACUCCACCAUCACGACUCUCAAGGGCCACGAAGGUAGUAUAGGAUCUUUGUGGUGGGACCCUGUCCAGCGGCUGCUUUUUUCAGGGGCCUCAGACCACAGCAUCAUCAUGUGGGACAUCGGGGGCCGCAAGGGACGGACUCUUCUCCUGCAGGGACAUCAUGAGCGUGUGCAGGCGCUGCGUUAUCUCCAGUUCACAAGGCAGCUGCUGUCGUGCUCAGCUGAUGGAGGCAUUGCAGUGUGGAACAUGGACACACAGAGAGAGGAGGCACCUCAGUGGUUAGACAGUGACUCCUGUCAGAAGUGUGAGCAGCCUUUCUUCUGGAACAUCAAGCAGAUGUGGGACACAAAGACCUUGGGACUUAGACAGCACCACUGCAGGAAGUGCGGGAAGGCUGUGUGUGGGAAAUGCAGCUCUAAACGCUCCACCUUCCCGAUCAUGGGCUUUGAGUUCUCGGUGCGAGUGUGCGACGCCUGCUUCGAUACCAUCAAAGAAGAAGACCGAACACCGUUGGCCACGUUCCACGAGGGGAAACACAACAUCGCCCACAUGGACAUGGACCCAUCCAGAGGCCUGAUGGUCACUUGUGGAAGCGACCGCAUUGUUAAGAUCUGGGACAUGACACAGGUGGUUGGCAGUAGCUUAGCAACAGGUUUUUCCCCUCGCUGAUUGGCCCAGCCCUCUACAUGGUACCCUCGCCUGGCUCGAGUCCUCCUCCACUCUCUCAGUGUCAUGGAAACCCCUCUGUACAGCCCACCUCGCCUUCGCGCCUGGGGUCCGCCGCUCCAGCCAGGCCUGCUCUGGGUGAACGUGUGUGAGCCCCUCCACAUCUCUUCGUCUUCUUGUAACAUAUUUUGCUACCUGUCAGUCUGACUGAUUUAGACUGUUGCUCUGAUCUCAAACUGAACCCUAAGCACAAUGAAAGAUGUAUAUGUGUGUGUGCGUGCAUGUGUGUUCUGUUUUCUCCUGGGGGAGGAACGGUAUUGCUAUUAGUGUUUACACUGAAUAUAUCCGAUGCUUUUUUUUUUUUUUUGAUAAAAGUCCUUUUUUUUAUGAUUGCACCGUAAAGCUAGUGUUCACCAUUGCUGACCUGCCAUAGCUGUAAAUAUGAACUCCCGCUACCUGCUUAAUCCCAGGCUACUUUAAAGAAAUAUUCACCUGUAAAUUCUUCUCCUUUCUGCGUGUAGUGGAUGCUUAAAAUGUUUUCUGAUUUAUUUUUCACUAGCUGGCCUUAAGUCACUAUCUCAGGAGCUUUUCCCAUCAGUAAAUCGUCACCGGUUGGGCUUGAAUGAUGUCAGUCGUAAUGGUUCCUAAACUUUAAUCUGAAGAAAGUUACUAAAAUGGCCUCCUGAUGGGGUAAGGGUCGUCUGUGAUGUAGUUGGCAGAUGUUUGCUAGGCAGCAGCUAACCCAGCCUCCACCAUUUGGGAGGUGAUGAUUGGUUUCUGUAGUAACCAGCGAAGUCAGCAGCAGCAUCGGGUUGCAGGUCUGCGCUCAAGCUUGUGGGAUUACCUUCAGAGAUCAUGAUUUUUCAGUUUAGGAUGUUAGUGUAAAUGUUCUCACAGGUGGAGGUGAAUUAGACAAAUGGCACACUGAGGUUCUGGAUGAGUAGGCCAGACUAAAUGUAGUCCCAGCUGCUGAGAUGUUGACUUGUUCCUGGUCACAUCUGGAUUCUUGUAAAGGCCUUAAAAAUAAAGAAGACCCACUAAAAGCCUUCUGAGCAGUUCUUCAGCACGUACAACUGUUCAUUUUCACCAUCCCUCCUCAGUUGUUCCCUCCUCACACACAUUUGUGCAUCAGAGAUGUCUCUUUGCACUGAAUUGCACAAGUAAAUCUUUGUCUUUAUUCCCCCCAUUUGUACGUUUGGAUGCAGGAGUGCAACUUUCCUGUGAAUAACAGCUGGAAUCAUCUAAUUCUAGACUAAAGCUUGCCUUAUUUGUAAGUGGAAGACGAUCAGAAACAUUCUGCUGGAGUGGACUCAUAUUCCAGUUUUUGGAAUCAUUAGUGUAUAUUUAUAUUUGCAGUAAAAUAUAAUAUGUGCAACCUCUGUAGGUUUUGUUUUCUGUGCCCAUAAGACAUCUUGAUUCCUGUGUAACACGUUAAAACCAGUUCCUCCCUCACUUCCAAGGCGCAUCAUGCAGACUUGGUGUAAAGAUGAGCCACGUUAUCAAAUCCUGUCAGCCGUUUCAUGUGAACAUGGAUGGGAUGGUUUUGUUAAUAAAGUGACAGCAGAAACUUGAUCAGUGAAUGCUUAGGUGUUUCAUGUUGUUAUGGUUGAGUUAUCCUGACACUCCAGUGUUUUUUUUCUGUUUGAUUUGUUCUUUUACUUUUGUUUUUAAAAUGUUAACAAACUAGCAGAUCAUAUGUAUGUUUUUCAUCCCAUUGGUGGAUAUUGGGUUUCAAGGAUGAGACAUGUCUUAAAACUAAUUUGCAUGAUGUAUUUAUUAUUGUAGCCAUUGUUUGUAGUAAGGUGGCAGGUUUUUCUUCUUCGAACAUACUAAUGGACAAGUUUUUCCUCAAAGCUAAAGUAGGUAGUAUCUUAUCUAUUGGCUUCUUCAUUUAAUAUAAAUCCAAAUCAGGUGGUCCCGGUUAAAGCUAAUGGUUUGUUCAAGAGUUCAUGACAUCAAACAUCUUGAAAUACUCAGAUCUCAAAAACACCAGUUUUGUUUUUGUGAAGGCUAUAUGCUGAACCUUUUUAAACCUUCAUAAUAUUUGCUUUGGGAGUUAUUCAUACAGAAACCAAUGAUCGGAUCAUCAUUAAAAGGUUUAUGGAGGUAGAAACCCCAAUGAUGUUCCUGUUUGAAACGUAUUCAGACAAGUAGUUGCAGUGUAUCUGACCAGAGUCAGUGAUGGAUAAAAUAAAAUUCUAGCUAUAUGUUAUAUAUUCUUAUAUAGAAGUGAACUUAUGUAAACAUGACAUUCAGGAAAUUGGAGAUGUUUUGAGAUGGUAGAAAUCUGGUCUUUGUUCCUCUCUGACUAGUCAUUAGCUUCAGCCUCUGAGAGCAAUUAAUCUGGAUUAAGAUUAAAUGAGUGUGGCAAGAGAGUUGCACACUGCAGGUAAGAUAUUAUUUAUUAAUAACCUUUCAACAAGACCUCACUUCAAAGUCCUUCAGCUCCCCUUCAAAGGACACUGAAGACUUUCACCUGUUGAACCCUUUUAUCUGUCUGCCACAUGCUGAAGGGGAAUUGCAUUAUUUUCAUCAAAGCUUUUCAUAAAAACAGCACUGUGCUACUCAAAAAAAAAAAAAAAAAAAUAUAUAUAUACAGUAUAUAUACUGUAUAUAUAUAUAUAUAUAUAUAUAUAGACACAGACACCCACAGAACAGUCAGUGGAGUUUAUAAAUGGUGAACCUGUGGCUGUGAAGUUGAAAGAACUCUAAAUGAUCCAUCUUCGAGUAGAUACUAAGAUCUACAGUUUAAUCUCUGCCUCACAUCAGUCAUUUCAUCCAUUAUUAAUCAUUGCAUUGACUGAGGUAGACUUAAAAUGCACUUUCACGGCAUAAAGACUCUUAGUGUGUCUAAGCUCUUUUCACGCAUGCAGAGAAUCUGUAUUCAGAACUCGUGAAAGGAUCUUUUAGCUCAUUUCACAACGCAUCAGAAGAGGCUCCUCAUAGAGCACAAUGGAGGAUCAUUAGCAAAGCUACGGUACAAUCUGGAGCCUGAAAAGCCUUUCAGUCAUUACUUAUCGGGUCCUUGGCAGAUGUGUGGGAUGCUAAAGGAAUGAUCGAUGCUGAGAUUUGCUGUUUGCGGAAAUAGCUCAAGGAAUAGAUCUUGAGAUUGCUUGUGCGUCUCAGGAAGGAAGCAGUGGAUUUAGUCGCGUUAUCAGUAGUUUAUGUCCUCUGUCACGUAACAAAACAGUCACCUCUCUCAUCAUCUUUAGCUCAAGAUUCGUGUUAUCCUUUCUGUUUUUCCCACAAUUCAUAAAAUGUGGCAUAAUUCUCUCUUGAAGCUACUUGUAAGUGAUACUUGCCAUUCCAACAAGGUUGUUGUUAAUGUACAUCUGCAAAUAACUGUAUUUUUAAAUGCUUUUGUUGAUAUUUCAGAACUGACUUGGGUCUCCAUGUGCUCUGAAAGCAGAGCACUGAAGAGCAUAAAUCACACUUAAUAAAGAUGUUUGAUAUGUU
Messenger RNA from Xiphophorus couchianus (Monterrey platyfish), 4769 nucleotides. It is a transcript of the gene wdfy1, whose product is annotated as WD repeat and FYVE domain containing 1. Gene Ontology annotation, molecular function: metal ion binding; protein binding. The transcript has 12 exons. Gene Ontology annotation, biological process: positive regulation of toll-like receptor 4 signaling pathway; positive regulation of toll-like receptor 3 signaling pathway. The coding region runs from base 84 to 1316 and encodes 410 amino acids. Gene Ontology annotation, cellular component: early endosome. The record is from RefSeq and is a predicted model, not a curated record. NCBI's taxonomy places the organism in Eukaryota, Metazoa, Chordata, Actinopteri, Cyprinodontiformes, Poeciliidae.